AGCCCUAAUAUCAAUGGAAGAAGAAGAAGGUGAAUUAAAUGUUGCCAACAUUGCGUUAUUUGAAACCUGAAAACCAAAAAAUUGAUUUCUCCACCUUGUGGGUAGAGAAAAUAAACAACACAAUUCGAAGGUUUUUUUGAAACCACUUUGAAUUGGAACAAUGACCUCAGUACAAGCGACUGACGAAAGGGCAGUCUAUGCGAAAUUAGAAGCCUUGAAAGAUAUACGAGCUAAAACCAUCCAAUUGGAAAAGAUCAAAUCUCGUAUUGUGUUAGAGAUAGAGGCUCAGGAUCAGGAAGAAAAAUGUAUUGCAGAAUACAAACAGGAGAUGGAUAUGCUUUUACAAGAGAAGAUGUCGCAUGUGGAAGAAUUGAGACAGAUACAUGCAGAUAUGAAUGCUAUGGAGGGAGUCUUGAAGCAGGCUGAAGAAAGUAGAACUCGAUCAAUGAGUUCAGCCAUGAGGUUGCAUGAAGAGUAUGCACCGUUAAAAGCAGAAAUAGAUCGACUGAGGAGGGAAUGUUUAGGCUUGGACCGUCUUCCUGAUUUACACGAGGAAGACGGCUCCCCAAUUUCAGCAGAAAAGUUCAUUCAGUUAUACAACACGACCAGUAAAUCUCAGAGUCAAUCUUUCAGUAAAAAUACUGAUUGGAAUAGACCCUUGGCUCCAACAGAGCACAAUAUAAAUCCACUAGGACCUCCUCUACCGCCAACAUUCUUACCUCCACCAAAUCCAUUGCGCCUAGUUUCAACAAAAUCUGAUCAAGGAAGAUCGGCCACGAUGACACAAUCGCAGCAUCCAGGGCCGCCACCACCCACAUUCAGGUCCGAUCUUGGUUUGAGGCAACAACCACCACCAAUGAAAUCAUGCCUAAGCUGCCAUCAGCAAAUUCAUAGAAACGCUCCGAUAUGCCCCUUGUGCAAGGCUAAAUCAAGAUCGAGGAAUCCGAAAAAACCGAAAAAGAAAUAAGGCUUCGGUCUCGACAAGCCUCAAAUUGCGCUAUAUUUUAUAUGUCCAUUGUGUGGUACAAAUUUUGAACUGUAAAAAUGUGUGGGUAAUCAAAUUUUUUUGGGUCCUGCAUAUAGUAUUUUUUAACGUCAGGACUUUUAUGUUGAUUUUUUAGAAAAUAAAGUGUAAUCCCAAAAAGAGUUUGAUUCAAAACAAAAUUAAUAUUUCUGUCAAUUUGACAAAAGUGAGGUUAGAACCGAUCAUGGCCAGGGGUGGGUAGUUGCGAUUCGAUUUAUAGAGCAGAGUAGUGUUUUUGGCCUCAGUAAAAAGUGGAUCUCUGACCUACUGCUUUUAGCUAUGAUCAUAGAAUAUUAUAUGGAGGGAUGGACAUAGAUAAAAAUGCAACCAUGAAACGUUUAUUUCAGAACCUUCCUUCUACUUUUCUACUGGAUUAGGACAUUCUAAAAACAAAUCUCAACGAAAAUCAAUUUAUUCAUUAGGCAGGAAGAUAUAAAAUAAAUGUUCGAAGCUGGUCGUCCGUAAUAUUCAUAAAUAAAUUACCUAAAACACGACUCGAUCAGGAGCAGCACGAUGUGUACAAAACAGAUUUCACUGAAUUAAAAAAAAAAUCGUCUCCAUCUAAACUAUACGUUCGCUCAUUGAAUGAAAGACCCGAAACCAAA
Molecule: messenger RNA, 1629 nt
Organism: Coccinella septempunctata (seven-spotted ladybird)
Lineage: Eukaryota; Metazoa; Arthropoda; Insecta; Coleoptera; Coccinellidae
Product: zinc finger C4H2 domain-containing protein
Exons: 6
Coding region: 161-967 (268 amino acids)
Biological process (GO): positive regulation of neuron differentiation
Cellular component (GO): nucleus
Source: RefSeq, a predicted model, not a curated record